AUCAUCCACAUUUUUAUCAGAUCUCUCUCUCUCUUUCUCUGAGUCUUUGGGCGGGCGGGCGGCCAUAUGUAAAGUCUUAAUUCGUGUAUGGACUUUGGAGAUCGAUCGAUCGAUCUCGAUUGAGGGAAAGGUUUCGCGACUCUCAUCAUCGGCGCUGAUAGAUAUUAUCAACUGCGAUCGAUCAUCUUCUUCUGCUCAAAAUUAUUAAAUAAGAAAUGAGGACACCGGUAGAGCAAUUUGUCAUCUUCAUCUUCAUUUUCACCAUACUUGUAGUACUAUUGCCCAAUACAUCGGAAGGUGAUGCCAGGGUACAGACAGCGCAGAUUAUUUGCGGGAAUCAACUGGAGAACAACGCCACUAUCUUUGUCCCAAAUUUUGUGGCAACCAUGGAGAACAUCAGUAACCAGAUUAGGAGAGUUGGUUAUGGUGUAGCUGUCACUGGCUCAGGUGGUGUCGACACUAAUUAUGGCCUUGCCCAGUGUUACGGUGACCUUUCUCUCCUAGAUUGCGUCUUAUGUUACGCCGAGGCUCGAACUGUUCUUCCCCAGUGUUAUCCCCACAAUGGUGGCCGCAUUUUCCUUGACGGUUGCUUCAUGAGAUCUGAAAACUACACCUUCUUUCACGAGUAUACAGGGAAGGAGGAUAGAGCUGUGUGUGGGAACAAGACCAGGCAGACCUCUGCGUUUCAACUGUCUGCAACACAGGCUGUGAAUCAAGCAGUUGCAGAUGCAACAAAUGGAAAUGGGUAUGGAAGAGCCCAGGUGGAAGUAUCUGGGACAUUAAACCAGUCUGCUUAUGUUCUAGCUGAUUGCUGGAAAUCCCUCAACUCAAACUCUUGCAAGGCUUGUCUAGAAAAUGCGACUCAUUCUAUUCUUGGGUGCCUUCCAUGGUCAGAAGGGCGUGCGAUGAACACAGGAUGCUUUAUGCGGUAUUCUGAUGUAGAUUUCCUUAAUCCCGUGCCUCUAAAUCCAAGGACAAGAAGAGGGCGCACAGUAAUUAUAGUGGUUGCGGCUAUCAGUUCUUUGGUGGUUUUGAUGACUGUGGCACUUCUUGGAGUUAAUAUCUGGAAGAGGAGAAUAAUAGAGAAGAAGAGGAAAGGUUCCAACGAUGCAGAGAAAUUAGUGAAGACACUUCAUGACAGUGAUUUGAAUUUCAAAUACUCCACACUAGAGAAAGCCACGGAAUCUUUUGCUGAGUCAAAUAAGCUUGGACAAGGCGGAUUCGGAACAGUUUACAAGGGAGUUCUACAAGAUGGAAGAGAGAUAGCUGUGAAACGUCUCUUCUUCAACAAUAGACACAGAGCAGCAGAUUUCUACAAUGAAGUCAACAUAAUAAGUAGUGCAGAGCACAAAAACCUGGUGAAGCUGUUAGGUUGCAGCUGUUCUGGCCCUGAAAGUCUUCUUGUUUAUGAGUACCUGCCCAACAAGAGUCUUGAUGGUUUCAUAUUUGACUCAAUGAAGGCUAAAACAUUUAACUGGGAGAAGAGAUUCCAAAUAAUAAUUGGAACGGCAGAAGGUUUGGUCUACCUUCAUGAGAACAGCAAAGCCAGAAUCAUUCACAGAGAUAUAAAAGCAAGUAACAUACUGUUGGAUGUAAGGUUUCGUGCUAAAAUUGCAGACUUUGGAUUAGCCAGGUCCUUCCAAGAGGAUAAAAGUCACAUCAGCACUGCCAUUGCAGGAACACUAGGAUAUAUGGCUCCGGAGUACCUAGCCCAUGGGCAGUUGACAGAGAAGGCUGACGUGUACAGCUUUGGUGUGCUGUUAUUAGAGAUUGUGACUGGCAAACAAAACAAUAAGGGUAACGCUGCAGAUUACACAGACAGUCUUGUCACAAUGGUAUGGAAGCAUUUUCAAGGAGGGUGUGUAGAGGAAGUUAUUGAGGCAAACUUGAUGUUGAAGAAGCAGAAGAAUGAAGCAGUGAAGAGUGAGGUGUUGAGAGUAGUGCACGUAGGUCUCCUAUGUGCCCAAGAGAUUCCAACAUUGCGUCCAUCAAUGUCAAAGGCAUUACAAAUGCUGGUAAACAAGGAUGAAGUACUACCUCCACCUACAACUCCACCUUUUACAGACGAGACAACCAUGGAACUUAACAGCUUUUCGGACAGACAAGCUUCCCCACACAUGAUCAAUCCUGGCGAUCCCAAUUCUUCGUUUGCCACUGUUUCUACUGUUUCCUUCCACCCAAGGUGAGAAGAAGAAGAAGAAGAAGAUUUUAUUCAAACUGGGGUCCCUUGUACAAAAAUAUAGAUGGAGAUGGGAGAAGGUAAGACAAAAAACAAAGUUGGUUGUUGGUUCACAGUUAAGAGAAGAGAAGAGAAGAGAAGAAUCAUCAGGCAAUGAUGAGUUACUUACACUACUACUGAGUGAGAUCUUCUGGACAAGCCAAACCAAACCAAGCCAGGCAAGGCAGGAGAAGGGUUAAUUAGUUUUUUUUGUUAAUUAUUAUAAUUAUUUUUGAUAUAAAAUGAAAUGAAUACAUUAGUAUGUAUGUUUACUGACUUUUGAGUGCCCUAAAAUACUCAUUUUGGGGUGUGUAGUAGUUGUUGAACCCUGAAUUGAUCAAAUAUACCACCUGAAAGAC
This is a messenger RNA of Impatiens glandulifera, 2577 nucleotides long. RefSeq names its product cysteine-rich receptor-like protein kinase 2. Gene Ontology annotation, biological process: protein phosphorylation. Gene Ontology annotation, molecular function: ATP binding; protein kinase activity. The record is from RefSeq and is a predicted model, not a curated record. NCBI's taxonomy places the organism in Eukaryota, Viridiplantae, Streptophyta, Magnoliopsida, Ericales, Balsaminaceae. The transcript is spliced from 9 exons. The coding region runs from base 216 to 2186 and encodes 656 amino acids.